AUGGCCCCCACGGCCGCCAGCCCCCCGGAGGUAGUCCGUGCGGCGCAGAAGGACGACUACUACCGCGGCGGGCUGCGGAGCGCGGCGGGCGGCACCCUGCACAGCCUCGCGGGUGCGAAGAAGUGGCUGGAGUGCAGGAGAGAGAUUGAGCUGGUGUCGGAUGCCGCCUACUUUGGCCUCACUACACUGGCAGGCUACCAGACCCUCGGGGAGGAGUACGUCAGCAUCCUGCAGGUGGACCCGACCCAGGGCCGAGUGCCCUCGAGGUUGCGCCGCGGGAUACUGGUGGCGCUGCACACCGUCCUGCCCUACCUGCUGGACAAGGCUCUGCUCCACCUGGAGCACGAGCUGCAGGCCGAUGGCGACGGCGCCUGGCCCUCACGGGGCAGCCUGGCCCCCGGUGCCCGUGGCCAGUCGGGGGCAAGGCGCUGGAUGCGCCGGUGCACGGCCACCCUGACGGAGCAGCAGCAGGGGACGCUCCUGCGGGCUGUGUUGGUGUUCAGGCAGGGCCUCGGGUGCCUCCAGCGUCUCCACGUCGCCUGGUUCUACAUCCAUGGCGCCUUCUACCACCUGGCCAAGAGGUUCACAGGCAUCACCUAUCUCCGUGUCCGCCAUCCGCACGCAGAGGACCCUCGGGCCCGUGCCAGCUACAGGCUGCUGGGGCUCGUGUCCCUGCUGCACCUGGCACUGGCCGCGGGCCUGCAGCUCUACGGCUUCCGGCAGAGGCAGCGCGCCCAGAGGGAGUGGAGGCCGCAGCGUGGCCUGUCCCACCGCAGGAGCUACGCAGAGAGAGCAGUUUCCAGAACCUCGCUGUGCACCCUGUGCCUGGAGGAGCGCAGGUACUCGACGGCCACGCCCUGCGGCCACCUGUUCUGCUGGGGCUGCAUCACCCACUGGGCCGACACCAAGAUGGAGUGUCCCCUCUGCAGGGAGAAGUUCCUCCCCCAGAAGCUGGUCUACCUGCGGCACUACCGCUGA
Lipotes vexillifer (Yangtze River dolphin) is the source of this 978-nucleotide messenger RNA. RefSeq names its product peroxisomal biogenesis factor 10 (gene PEX10). The transcript is spliced from 6 exons. Lineage: Eukaryota; Metazoa; Chordata; Mammalia; Artiodactyla; Lipotidae. Gene Ontology annotation, molecular function: zinc ion binding. Gene Ontology annotation, biological process: protein import into peroxisome matrix. Gene Ontology annotation, cellular component: peroxisomal membrane. The record is from RefSeq and is a predicted model, not a curated record. Bases 1 to 978 code for a protein of 325 amino acids.